AUGAUCGCUGGGUAUGCCCAGCACGGGCUUGUCAGGGAAGCUCUCGGGGCAUACCAUUCCAUCGACUUGGAGGGGCAAGAGCCGAAUCACAGGACUCUCACCACGGUUCUUGGUGCCUGCUCGAGCUCUAGGGACUUGAAAACCGGAAAGAUGAUCCAUUCGCGAGCUAUUUGCUGUGGAUUCGACAAGGAAGAUCAAGCUCUGCAAGUAGCUGUUGUGAACUUCUACGUGAAGUGCGGGGCAGUGGCCGAUGCUCGACGAGUUUUUGAUGGCAUCGCACAGAAGAGCGUCGUGGUACAUACUGCCAUGAUUGGUGGAUAUGCACAACACGGGCAUAGCCGCGAGGCACUGGAGAUCUACCAUGCGAUGAACGUUCCGCCCAACAGAGUGACAUACUCCACUGUUCUAGCUGCGUGCUUGACUUUGGAGCAAGGAAAGGCGAUCCACCAGCGAAUUCUUGCAAGUAAGCUCGAGAACUCUGGCCUUGUUUUGGAGACUGCUUUGGUGAAGAUGUAUACUAGCUUUGAUGACUGUGCUUCUGCCAGGGGCGUGUUUGAUCGAAUGGAGCGGCGAGACUUGGUGGCAUGGAACACGAUGCUCGGUAUGUCCAGAGCGGUCAAGGGAAAGAAGCGCUGGAGCUGUAUGAGAUAUGAAGAUGGAUCCCGACUCCACAACUCUGUCGACGCUUCUCGGUGCGUGUUCUUUGCUGGGAGAUUUGUCAUCCGCUCGCUGGUGAACAUGUACGCCAAGUGUGGGAGCGUCGGGACCGCGAGAGAAGUUUUUCACGCAUUCCGAGCUGGUUUUGGCGCAUCGUCCGUGCUCUGGAACACAAUCCUCGCGGCGCUGGCUCACACCGGAGACUCAAGCCAGAGCCUGGAGUUGCUGCUGGAAAUGGAGCUGGAGGGUGUGACCCCGGACUCGACCACUUUCGUGUGUGCUCUCGUGGCCUGCAACCAUGCCGGGCUUCUCCAGCGGGGUAAGCUCUUGUUCCAGAUCUUGGUGUUGGAUCACUCCUCGCGGCCGAGCUUGGAGCACUUCCUGUGCAUGGCUGAUCUUCUAGGACGAGCAGGGCGCGUGGAUUUUGCUCGGGAAGUGGUGGAGGGAGAAGCGGAUGCUGUGGCUUGGAAGGCGCUGCUGGGAUCAUCCAGAGGUAGCAUCGAUCUGGAAAAAGCGGCUUUUGCCGCACAGAGGCUUGUGGAAAUGGACGAGGAGCUUGGACAGGCUUUUGUGCUGCUCUCCAAUGCUUUCUCCUCGGACUCUCACGUUUUGUAGUUUAAAAGUGAGCGCCAUGGACUUUGGGACGAGUGGGACAAAUAGGAUGUUGCAUUGCGAGGAGUUGACGAGGAAAACGAGCAAGAGAAACCAAAGCCAGUGGCAUCAAAGUCUAAAGAAAAUGACUUUGUGGCCAAAGGUGUUCCACAGAGGCAUUCUUCAAUCUAAGCUUCCAUCAUCAA
Messenger RNA from Selaginella moellendorffii, 1454 nucleotides. Its product is annotated as pentatricopeptide repeat-containing protein At3g57430, chloroplastic-like. NCBI's taxonomy places the organism in Eukaryota, Viridiplantae, Streptophyta, Lycopodiopsida, Selaginellales, Selaginellaceae. Gene Ontology annotation, biological process: RNA modification. The coding region runs from base 1 to 1272 and encodes 423 amino acids. The transcript is spliced from 2 exons. Gene Ontology annotation, molecular function: protein binding; RNA binding. The record is from RefSeq and is a predicted model, not a curated record.